This is a messenger RNA of Adineta steineri, 873 nucleotides long. NCBI's taxonomy places the organism in Eukaryota, Metazoa, Rotifera, Eurotatoria, Adinetida, Adinetidae. The record is from the annotation of a GenBank genome assembly.
AUGUCUCACAAAAUUUAUGUCACUCGACGUGAAGCAUUUUCAGCUGCCCAUCGACUCCAUUCAUCUCAAUUAUCAGAAGAAGAAAAUCGUCAAAUUUUCGGUUGCUAUGAAUGUUUAGAAAAAUUUGAUAAAGAUGCCGAUUUACUUAAUACAAAAUUAAAAGAUCAAAUCUUUUUAUCAGCUGAUACUAUGUUAAAUUUACGUUGUAAAUAUGCAUAUAAUAUGUUUGAUAAAAUCACACCAAUUAUGGAUAAACAAGCAACUGAUGUACAAGUAGAAAAUGAAAAAUUCUUUGAUGAUUAUCGUUAUUACGAUGAAUUAAUUAAUCUUCGACAAAAAUGGACAUUUCUUCAAGCUGCAUUAACAACGGUUUAUUUUCCAGCUAAAAAAGAUAUUUCAUUAGAUAAAAUUCUUACUUUUCUUGAAUAUCGUCAUGAUCGAGUAUUAGAAAAUUAUCGAGAUUUUUUAUCGACAAGUGAAGAAUCAAAAGAAUUAUCAUUAAAACCAGCUGAAGAUUUAUUACAUGAAUUAAGUUUUCUUUCGAAAAAGAAAUUAAGUGCAGAAUGCGAUAAUUUUUCUUAUAUCAAUGGAUCUCUUGUUGAAAUUCAUAUUGAUGAACAUGAUAAUCAUCAUGAUGAAUUUUUGAUUAAACCCGAAAUUAAACAAGAAAAUGAAAUAACACCGAAAACAGAUAGUGGUCAUUGUGGUGAUGAUGAUACAAGUUCAAAUUCAAGUAAUAGUUGGCAAAUUGAAGAUGUUAAUGAUGAUGAUUAUGAUACACGAUUUAUGAAACUUAGUCAAUCAAUGAAAAUACUUGAAAAACAAUUUGAAAAUGAUUUUCGACCAUUUGUAAGCAAUGAAAAAUUAAAUUAA